Hemiscyllium ocellatum (epaulette shark) is the source of this 6576-nucleotide messenger RNA. RefSeq names its product pleckstrin homology domain interacting protein (gene phip). Gene Ontology annotation, cellular component: nucleus. The coding region runs from base 179 to 5626 and encodes 1815 amino acids. The transcript has 40 exons. NCBI's taxonomy places the organism in Eukaryota, Metazoa, Chordata, Chondrichthyes, Orectolobiformes, Hemiscylliidae. Gene Ontology annotation, biological process: cytoskeleton organization; regulation of cell shape; regulation of transcription by RNA polymerase II. Gene Ontology annotation, molecular function: protein binding. The record is from RefSeq and is a predicted model, not a curated record.
UGUUGUCGGGCGGGGGACUCUGUUUUUGGUGCGGAAGGAGUCGCUCUGCUGGAGGAGUCGGCUCCUCUCUAUGUGGGUGAAUGGAGGAGAGUCUUCCUGGAGAGUAAACACUCACGCACAGAACUAGCUGAUUACAUCGGAUCUCUCACCGUUUAACACUAAAAAAUCACCCCCAAACAUGCCUGCUGAUACUAAACAAAUCUAUGAGUUGGAAUCUGAAUUGUACUUCCUAAUAGCCAGAUUUUUGGCAUCGGGACCCUGUCAGAAGGCGACCGAGGUCCUGAUACGCGAAGUGGAGGAGAAGCAGCUGCUGCCGAAGCGAAUAGACUGGAAGGGCAAGGAGCAUCCCAGGACCUACGAAAAUUUGGUGAAGACUCAUAGACAUGUAGCUCCAGAUCAUCUGCUUCAAAUAUGUCAGCGACUUGGACCUCUCUUAGAAAAAGAGACUCCACAGAGCGUUCCAGGGGUUCAUUCGUUACUGGGAGCUGGAAGACAGUCUAUGCUUAGAACAAACAAAAGUUGUAAGCAUGUGGUAUGGAAAGGAUCAGCACUUGCAGCAUUGCAUCGAGGAAGACCCCCUGAGCCACCAAUCAAUUAUGGCAGCCCACCUAAUAUAGUGGAUACUAUUCGGGCUCGGCAACUUACGGGGAGCUUUCGACUCAGUCAACUUGUUCCAACUGCUGUGUAUCUACAUAUGAAGAUGCACAAACGAAUACUGGGGCACCUAUCAUCUGUUUACUGUGUUACGUUUGAUCGAACAGGGAGGAGAAUAUUUACUGGAUCUGAUGAUUGUCUGGUGAAGAUCUGGACAACCGAUGAUGGCAGGCUACUGGCAACUUUGCGAGGACAUUCUGCUGAAAUCUCAGACAUGGCAGUAAACUAUGAAAAUACUAUGAUUGCUGCAGGCAGCUGUGAUAAAAUCAUCCGGGUUUGGUGCCUUCGGACAUGUGCACCCUUGGCUGUUCUGCAGGGCCACACUGCAUCCAUCACAUCUGUGCAGUUUUCGCCAAUGUGCACUGGAUCUUUGAGGUUCCUAUCUUCCACAGGGGCAGAUGGUACAGUUUGCUUCUGGCAGUGGGAUGCUGGCAUGUACAAAUUUAGCCAUCGGCCAAUUAAAUUUACUGAGCGACCAAGGCCAGGGGUUCAAAUGAUCUGUUCUUCUUUCAGUGCUGGUGGAAUGUUUUUGGCAACGGGGAGCACAGAUCAUAUUAUAAGAGUUUACUACUUUGGGUCAGGGCAACCUGAGAAGAUUUCAGAGUUGGAAUUUCAUACUGACAAAGUUGACAGUAUUCAGUUCUCCAACAUGAGUGACAGGUUUGUUAGUGGAAGUCGAGAUGGGACCGCAAGGAUCUGGCAGUUUCGACGGCAAGAGUGGAAGAGCAUUUUACUGGAUAUGGCUGUUAAACCAGCUGGAUAUAAUCCACAAGGAUUAGAAGAUAAAGUGAACAAACUUAAAGUAACCAUGGUGGCAUGGGAUCGUCACGACAACACUGUUAUUACAGCAGUCAAUAACCUUACAUUGAAGGUUUGGAAUUCUUGCACUGGUCAGCUCAUACAUGUCCUAAUGGGACAUGAAGAUGAAGUGUUUGUACUUGAGCCGCAUCCCUUUGAUCCCAGGGUCCUCUUUUCUGCAGGGCAUGAUGGCAAUGUAAUAGUUUGGGACAUAGUGAGGGGCGUGAAAAUCCGAUCGUAUUUCAACAUGAUUGAAGGUCAGGGACACGGAGCAGUGUUUGACUGUAAAUGCUCCCCUGAUGGGCAGCAUUUUGCAUGUACUGACUCCCAUGGGCAUCUUCUUAUCUUUGGCUUUGGUUCAAGCAGUAAAUAUGACAAGAUUUCUGAUCAGAUGUUCUUCCAUACGGAUUAUCGACCUUUAAUUCGAGAUGCCAACAACUAUGUCCUGGAUGAGCAGACGCAACAGGCACCACAUCUUAUGCCGCCUCCAUUCCUCGUGGAUGUAGAUGGUAAUCCUCAUCCACCAAAAUACCAACGGCUGGUACCUGGUCGGGAGAACUGUAAUGAUGACCAACUCAUCCCCCAGAUGGGCGUGUCUGCCACAGGAUUGAACCAGGUUCUGAGUCAGCAAGCAAACCACGAAAUCAGUCCUUUAGACAACAUAAUCCAACGUCUACAACAGGAACAAGACCAGAGACUGACUGCAGGUUCCAACAACACCCUGAAUAGAGGGAGAAUAGGCUCUCAAAGUUCUACCUCUGAGAUACAUUCACCUCCAAACGUCGGAUUGAGACGCAGUGGACAAAUUGAAGGUGUGCGGCAGAUGCACAGUAAUGCACCAAGAAGUGAAAUUGCCACUGAACGGGACCUUGUGGCCUGGAGUCGAAGGGUGGUAGUCCCAGAACUAUCUCAAGGUGUAGCCAGUAAACAGGAAGACUGUAGAACAGCCAAAGGAGAAGAAGAGGUAAACAUUUUUAAAUGUGAGAAGAAAAAGAAGUCAGCAAUUCAGGUUCAGCGAGAAAACAAGGUGCAUUCCUAUGAACGUUUGCAAGAAAGUGGAGAAGGGAAGAAACAGAGUCGCCAGAAUAUACACAAUUAUUGCACACGAUCGGCAAUGGAUGAUGGGAGUAGAAGUUUACCACAGAAUAUUGAUUACAACAGCUCUUCAGAGGAGGCUGAAGUCUGUGCUGUCAAUGGUGUGACAUCAGAAGAGGAUGGGGAUGCCUGGCACAAUGAAAGCAGCAGCUCUAGUGAUUAUUCAAGUGACUAUUCCGACUGGACUGCCGAUGCUGGAAUUAACCUUCAGCCACCAAAAAAAUCAUCAAGGCAGCAAGCAAAGAAAGCUGUUAGCAGUUCGGAAGAUGAAGGGGAAAAAGAAAAAGGGAAAGAAAAAGAAAUAAAGAAAGAAAGGAAAAAACAUAAAGAAGACAAAGAUGGCACUGCAACUCCAAAGAUAAGGAGGAAACCAAGGGAGAAAAGAAUAAAGCGACCACCAGCUGGUGUCAUACCGAAACAAGGGGAGACUCUGGAAGAGUGGCUUCCACCAGUAUGGAUUACUGACACUAUGCCCAGGCGUUGUCCUUUUGUACCACAGAUGGGUGAUGAGGUUUACUAUUUUCGACAGGGUCACGAAGCCUAUGUUGAAAUGGCUAAGAAGUUAAAACUUUUUCGCAUAAAUGCUAAAAAGCAGGCAUGGCACAAGAUGGAUUUACGGGAACAAGAGCUGGUGAAAAUAGUUGGGAUCAAGUAUGAAGUGGGACCCCCAUCUCUCUGCUGCCUCAAACUGGCUUUUAUCGAUACAGACACAGGCAAACUGACAGGAGGUUCAUUCUCUAUGAAGUACCAUGAUAUGCCAGAUGUUAUUGAUUUUCUAGUGCUACGACAGCAGUUUGAUGAGACAAAAUCUCGACAGUGGAAGAUUGGAGAUCGAUUUCGGUCAGUGAUUGAUGAUGCAUGGUGGUUUGGGACUAUUGAGAGCCAGGAGCCCCUACAACCAGACUAUCCUGAUAGUCUAUUCCAGUGCUACAAUGUCUGCUGGGACAACGGAGAUACUGAAAAGAUGAGCCCUUGGGAUAUGGAAGUGAUUCCACAUGAUGCUGUUUUCCCCACUGAACCUGGAUCAAGUGUUCCCUUGACUGCUGCUGAGCAUAAGAUACAGCUGUACAAAUCUCAGGAAGGAGAAUGGGGCUGCAGAAAGAGAGAUGAAGAAUGUGAUAGAAUUUAUAAUGGGAUCUGUCAGCUCAUAACUCUUGAUAUUGCUGCUCCAUUUGUGGCACCUGUGGAUCUCCAGGCUUAUCCUUUAUAUUGUACAGUGGUGGCUUAUCCUACAGACCUCAACACAAUCAAAGAGAGGGUAGAGAAUAGGUUUUACAGACGCAUGUCAUCCUUGAUGUGGGAGGUACGAUAUAUUGAACACAAUGCACGGACUUUCAAUGAACCUGGAAGCCCUAUAGUUAGAUCGGCCAAAUUAGUCAUCGAUAUUCUCCUCCAGUUCAUUAAAGACCAGAAUUCUACUGACAUCCUUCCAUUCUACAAUAACUUGAAGAAGAAAAUGAUGUCAGAUGAGGAUGAUGAGGCAGAGAACUCUGAUGUUCCAGGAACCUCCACCAGGAAUAAGAAGGAAUACCAGCCGAGGAGGACGCAGCGUAAUCGUGUCCAGUCACAUGAUAUUAAUGCCUGGAAGGUGCGCUGUAGAGAACUGCUGCAUCUAAUCUUUCAGUGUGAAGAUUCGGAGCCCUUCCGUCGGCCGGUGGAUUUAUUCCAGUAUCCCGAUUAUAGAGAUAUCAUAGAUACACCGAUGGAUUUUGGAACAGUUCAGGAGACACUGGAAGCUGGAAAUUAUGAGACGCCAUUGGAAUUGCGUAAGGAUGUGCGCCUUAUUUUUAGCAAUUCCAAGUCUUACACUCCCAGCAAAAAAUCAAGGAUCUAUAGCAUGAGUUUACGGUUAUCAGCAUUAUUUGAAGAACACAUGAGCUCCAUUAUUUCUGAUUACAAGGCAGCAGUUCGAUUCUAUUCAAGAAAGAAGGCUUCCAGCCAAAGGCGGAAACGAAGGAGAAGUAGCUCUCCUUCAAGCAGUGCAGCAUCAAGCCCUGAAAGAAAACGAAGGUUUUUAAAACCCCAAGCCAAGAUAGAGGAGUCAAUUUCUUCACCCGUAUCUACGCCCGUCAGGUCAACAAGUAUGAAAGCAUCUGUUGUUCAGGCCAAUGGCAAGGCAAGUGAAUCUGCUACUAUUGUCCGGACCAGAAGAACAAGGCUACGACUGGGGAUUACCUCUGAGACAGAAGCAUCAUCUUCAUUGGCGGCAGUGGCAGCUGUUUCAAAGUCUUCUGUUGCAGCAUCUCUAGGAUCUUCAACAGACUAUAAUGCUAAGCCAUCGAAAGCUCAGAGCAACCUCUGUUAUCCUAAACUAUCUGAAUCAAAACACAGUACCCAGACUUCAUUGACAGAUGAGGAACCUGAGAAAAGGAAGUUUACACGUAGAAAUAAAUCAACACCAUACAAACAACCAAAAGGUGACAUCAAAGCUGAAUCUUCAACACAGAAGACCCCACAAAUAAAUGGGCACAGUGUGUGCAUCUCUGAAUCUGUGGUCAAGAGAGGUCCUGGUAGGAAACCGCAGGAGGUAAAAAGUCUUAAAGGACCUGGUAAGAAAAGAGGUAGGAAAAGUAAAAAAGAGCUACUUGAUAUUGAACAACAGAAUGCAAUGAAGAAAGCAGAAGUUAAAAAGGACAUAUCCAAUGAGAAUGGUGAAGAAGCUACCUCAGAAAGCAGCUUUAGUUCAGAGACCCACACAAAAAGAAAAUCUUUGCAGAAGAAACCAAGAGGCAGGAAACCCAAAGGAAAGAGUCUAAAAGCUAAAUCCAAAUUGAUAGCUGCUGCUAAACGGAAAAUGCAGACAAGAAGCAACAGUAGGAAGCAUGAGGAGCCUGUGGAGCCCAUUGAGCCCAUAGAGCCAGUGGAAGAUGAUGAAAGGACUGAAGAAGCCGUGGGCUGUAAAUCAGUCAUGAAAACAAGGAAUCAAGGUAGACGGACAACAUGCUACAAUGAGGAGGAUUCCGAAGAGGAGCAAAGGCAGCUACUGUUUGAAGAUUCCUCUUUAACUUUUGGAACAUCCAGUAGGGGAAGGCUGCGGAAACUGACUGAAAAAGCAAAGGCUAACCUGAUUGGUUGGUAAACAACUAUAGCGUUUUGUCUAAUCAAUGAAGUUUCUUGUUUUUAACAAGAACGUGUAAGGGAAUAUUGCACUUGAGGUCACUGCAUUGUCACUUGCAGAUUGAUGAAAGACAUGAUUUGAGAUUUUUUCAGAAAGCAGAAUAAGCAAGGGCUGCAUUGUUUAAAAAUCAUUUAAUCUCUUGAUUAAUAUUCACUUGUUACUAUCUGUUACAUUAUAAUCCAGAAAUUGUUGAUAUUUUGCUCGCACUAAUUCAUGGUAGAAUUUUGACAGUACGAAGUACAUUUUCACCUACUUCCAUCUUCUGUUUUCUGAAGAACAGCAGAUUCUGGUUUUGCUUUGGAAUUGAAGGCAAACUUGAGGGUGGGCUCAGUUGGUAUUUAUCAUUUCUUAAAAAGUAACAAUUAUUGACGAUUAGUUGGCAUUAAACUGGACAAAUUCCUCAAUUUGAAAAAUACCUUUUAAAUGUUUCAUUUCUUUUAAUUUAUGUUCAGAGAUAUUUUAGGUAUUCCAUUCUGUUUUUAAACUUGUAUCACCAAAAAUUUAUAAAAGUAAUCUAAAAUAAUAAAUUCAAAAUGUGAGUCACGUUUCAGCACCCCUGAAAACACAUUUAAUAUUUCAGUUAAGGAUUUACAGCUCUCAAACGUCUUCAUUGAUGGUCAGUUAAGUUCAGAAAUUUAUGGUGGAAAGUAUUUUUUGAAUUCUUUAAUUGUUCCAUCAAUUCCUUUGUGUUGAGAUAGAAUCAUAUAAGUAGCAUUAUUUACUUUCUUUACAAAAUUUAACAUAUAUAUGCUGUCCUGGCUCACAUCUUUUAAGGAAAAGGUUAAAUUUGUGUUGUUUAUCAUUGAUUGGUUUGCACAUUAGCAAAUAUAUCACAUUCUUCAAUAAGCAUAUUUAAGUUGAAAUCCUAAAUAUCAACCAAGGAUGAUAAGAUUUAACUUUCACUUUUACUU